This is a messenger RNA of Psilocybe cubensis, 1002 nucleotides long. RefSeq lists its product as uncharacterized. NCBI's taxonomy places the organism in Eukaryota, Fungi, Basidiomycota, Agaricomycetes, Agaricales, Agrocybaceae. Gene Ontology annotation, biological process: ribonucleotide metabolic process; RNA catabolic process. The coding region runs from base 1 to 1002 and encodes 333 amino acids. The record is from RefSeq and is a predicted model, not a curated record. Gene Ontology annotation, cellular component: nucleoplasm; ribonuclease H2 complex. The transcript is spliced from 8 exons.
AUGGCAACCCAUUUCUCAAUAUUGCCUUCAGAAAUUAUUCGCUAUCUUACACUGAGUCUGAACAAGGAAAACAACGCGGCAACAGAAAAUCCUUUACGUCUCUUAAGACUUCCCCAUCCACGGACAGGAUUGCUGUCUUUGUUCCUACCCUGUGAAUGGUUGCCUACAUCACUACACGAUGAAAACGGCAUUCAAUCAACUCUCCUUGAAAUACAAACGAUACAUCCUCCGGACGAACGAUCAUGGUUUCUUGAAGAAGAAGUUAUAUCCAAUGGAAAUCUACUCAUGAUGACACCAAUCGAUCCUACAUUCAUUUUACUCCCUAUUUUGCAACUUAAAUACGUGAACAAUGGUAAUACCUCUCAAUUUAGAGCUGCCGAUGACUUGCUUGAAGAGUCAGUCAAACAAAUAGUUGAUACCGCUGUGCCACCAAAAAUACAAUGCCAGGACCUCCUUGACUUCUGCUCCCUCGUUUGCACACGAAAAUCCUUAAAAAAUAUUUGUGAUAUUAAAGAAAUUUCAUCCGAUAUUGUUGUCUACCGUUUCUCUCCACAAAAGUCAUUGGACCAUAUACGAACCAAAGUAUCACACUUGGAAAAAUGUGCGGCUCUCGAUAAAUCGAAAACCAUAGUGCGUUCUCUUGCUAGAUAUGGCCUUAUGGAAGAUGGAAAAGAAGAAUUGCUGCAAUUGGGGCGCACUCGGGCAUGUUGUGAUCUCGUUGCGCAAUACUUGACUCCUCUUAUGCGAGAAACCGUGAUGGCUUCUUAUAAUUUCAGUAAACUUCAGAAAUAUCUAGAUGCGAACGCGCAGGACGUAGUUGCAACAGUUGCAUCUUCCUCUAAAUCGAAGGGUGGACUUAAAGAAACAGCCAAAGAGAAAAAAGACACGACAGCGGUAAAGAGAAAACCUGUUGGCAAAGCUUCGCGAGGGAUUGAGAAUCUGAAAAAGGCUAAUACUAUCAACAUGCCCAAGUUGACUAGUUUCUUCGGUAGUAAACCUUGA